AAGACACCCAUUCAAACAGGAAGUUAUAUUCGCCGUUAUAAUUUGGGUCUCUUGGAACGGAUGCUAACGUUUUGUUGGCUUCUAGUUUUCGUUUAUUGUACAUUUUAUUAAUAUCCACAAGUCAAAGAUUCAAAUGUGUGAUAUCUCUCGCUUGUACUAUAACGAGCUGCAAAGGAAACGGUCAUAUCCGAGCUGCUUGGUAACGGAUCAACUGCUUGACGACGACGACGCCAGGGCAUUUAAAUCUCAGCCUGUCCGCCGACGUAGCAGUUUUUGAGGUAACUCACUGGAUCUUAUUCGAUUGGUUCUUCCAGAAGAGCGCCUAACGUUUCUCUGAUGAGUGGAGUUCACGUGUGUUCCUGGUGCUCUGUGCCCGUCCUAAACGGUAACCCGCUUCGGUGAGAACCGUGACCCCCGUCACCAUGCCUCGUCCUGGGCUGCGAUGUCUGACUCCCUCGGUGAUGCCGAAGUGAACCAGGCUCCCACCACGGAGCUCAAACCUCCCUUAGCCCAUGACUCUCUCGGUGGUGCCGAAGUGAAUCAGGCUCCCACCACGGAGGAGAGACCUCCCUUAGCCCUUGACUCCCUCGGUAGUGCCGAAGUGAACAAUGCUUCCACCACGGAGGAGAGACCUCCCUUAGCCCAGAAGGCUCUGGCGGAGGGUUACGCCCGACUCCGGUACCGGGACACCUCGCUGCUGAUCUGGCAGCAGCAGCAGACGGAGCUGGAGGGCGGCCCUCCGGCCAACUACCUGAGCCGCAGCCAGUCCGCCUGGUACAGCAGCCACGGGAACCAGGCCGUGGUGGUCCGCGACAGGAAGACCUUAGGGGACGGGGUCGUUCCCACGGAGGGCAGCAGGUCCAAGAUCUGUCUCAUCAUGUAGUCUAACAUGCCCAGGACGAUGCCGAUCUUUCCAACCUAUCAAUUAUUCAGAAGCCUGGUGUUUGUGGAUGUACUCGUAUUCAUGAACUUCGAGGAUGGGGUGGCGGAAACAGUCGUCAGAUCGAGAAGACGCCUGUCCCGGGCCGGUUGUCAUGGUAACACUAACACGCGGCAGUCAAUCAGGCUGAAGAUUUAUAUAGGAUCCACCUUUCAUUUAACACGUCGCAAAGCUCUACUAGUAUUAAUCAAACACCACCUUUCAUGGUGCGACUGUCGAUGGCGGUUGAAUAUGAAUUCUCCAAUAAAUUAAUUUAUUCAUGUGAUCUUCGUAAUCAAAACCAUUUGUUUUUAUGUGUGCAUAAGGGAGCGAGACUGUGGUAGGUUUAUGUGUUUAUUUAUGAAAACAAAGAAACUCAGAAAAUAAGGAUCCCAUAUAAGUAAUUACAUCAAAUAUUGGACUAGUUGGUUUUGCGUGUCUGUCUCUACUCUAGCGAGCGGAGCGUCCCUCUAAGCGUACGGCUACUUUACAGUGCUCAAAACAGACAGAAGAAACGUACAGCCGGAGUGCAUGCAAAUACACAAAACUUUUUUUCAGCUUUCUUAUUAAAAUACAAAAAUUAGCUAUUAUCAUAGUCAUCGCUCGACCGACCAUCAACUAAAAACAAAGGUGAAUAUGCAGGGAAGGGACUUUUUUUUUUUAAAGGGGGAGAGGAUGGGGUGUUAGUGUCUGCACGUGUCUGGCAAGUCUGAUGACAGCCCAUAAUAAUCCUGACCAGCUCUGGUUUCCACAACAACACAGGACAGAGCAUCCACAGAUUCCCUCUUACACAGAGGUCAAAGGGUAACCCAAGGACUUCUAGCCCCAACACAAAGACAUACAGGCCGAGGGUGGUAGAGAUGAGAGAUGAUUUGAUCGGCUAGCACUGCAUCGAUGCAGGAAACAGGAGGGAGUUGUGGGUAAUGCAGACCAAAUCCGAGGCAGCUCACUGUUUCCAUGACAGCAGAUACAAGGGGCAAUGUGU
Messenger RNA from Gadus macrocephalus (Pacific cod), 1904 nucleotides. RefSeq lists its product as uncharacterized. The transcript has a single exon. The record is from RefSeq and is a predicted model, not a curated record. NCBI's taxonomy places the organism in Eukaryota, Metazoa, Chordata, Actinopteri, Gadiformes, Gadidae. The coding region runs from base 443 to 883 and encodes 146 amino acids.